Cavia porcellus (domestic guinea pig) is the source of this 1490-nucleotide messenger RNA. RefSeq names its product translocase of inner mitochondrial membrane 8A (gene Timm8a). Bases 198 to 491 code for a protein of 97 amino acids. Lineage: Eukaryota; Metazoa; Chordata; Mammalia; Rodentia; Caviidae. The transcript has 3 exons. The record is from RefSeq and is a predicted model, not a curated record.
GCCCGGGUGAGCGUAGCGCCCGUCCCAGGAGCUGGAGGCUAUGGCCACUGGGCGGCUCCGCGCAGGCCUCGCGCAGACGCAGUGCAUUAGUGGGGCGGCCCCGAGGCCGUGGGUUGUGGUUCCGGUUCCGUUGCCAAGACACGUGAAGGUCGGCGAAUUGGGGCUGAAUCCGUGUAGGCUAGCGCGGUUCAGCUGGGAUGGAUUCCUCCUCCUUGUCUUCUGCGGCGGGUUUGGGCACAGUGGACCCACAAUUGCAGCAUUUCAUCGAGGUAGAGACUCAGAAGCAGCGAUUCCAGCAGCUGGUGCAUCAGAUGACUGAACUUUGUUGGGAAAAGUGCAUGGACAAGCCUGGGCCAAAGUUGGACAGUCGGGCCGAGGCCUGUUUUGUGAACUGUGUUGAGCGCUUCAUCGAUACAAGCCAGUUCAUCUUGAAUCGACUGGAACAGACCCAGAAAUCCAAGCCAGUCUUCUCAGAAAGUCUUUCUGACUGAUUUCAGCAUGACUUCUUUGGAAAAGGAAGAAGGUGAAAGACCUACAAUGAAAAUUACAGAACACUGAAUAAAAAAGUUGAAGACACUAGAAGAUGGAAAGACCUCCCAUGUUUAUGGAUAAACAGAAUUAAUACCAUUUUAAAUGGCCACAAUUACCAAAAGUGAUCUACAGAUUCAGUGUAGCCCUUGUAAAAAUUCCAAUGACAUUCUUCACAGAACUACAAACAGCAAUGCUAAAAUUCAUAUAGAAACAAAAGGCCUAGAAUAGGCCAAGCAAUUCAAAGCAAAAAUAGCAGUGUUGGAAGUAGCACAAUACUCUAUUUCAUAUCAUACAAAGCCAUAGUAAAAACUGGCACUGUACCUGGCACAAAAGUAGACAUAUAGAACAGUGGAAUAGAAUAGAGGACGCAGACCUCACAAUUACAAGCAUCUGAUUCUGGCCAAAGGAGACAGAAAGACACGUUGGAGAAAAAGUAGCCUCUUCAAUGAGUGGUGUUGGAAAGACUGGAUAUCACAUGUGUAAGAUUGAAAUGAUCUCUUCUCUAAAAAAAUCAGUUGAAAAUGGAUCAAAGAACUAAGUAUGAGAUCUAAAACUUUUCAACUGCUAGAAGAAAACGUAGGGAAAAACACUUGAAGCCUUAGGCACAAGGAGAUACUUUCUAAAUCAGACUAAUAUUGAAGGGGAAAUUAAAAUUCUAAGUAAAAUCUCACCAACUAAGCCUACCAAGAGUACCCACCAAAAACCAAGUGGACAUGUCUGGACAAAUCUGAUAACAUUGCUUCCUUUGUGUAACCCAUGUUUGUUUAACUGAUGGCCUUGUAUUAUAUGUUUAAACUUCCUUGACAACCCAUGAUGUCACCUAACACUCCAAUCAUAACGCACUUUGUACCUUCUGCUUGCUUUCCCCAGAAAAGCCCCCAAACCCUGCUGAGUGGGGCUCUGACUCUGGGAGAGAUCCCAGUCAGGCCCACUGGUGUAAUAAACUGCUCCUAAAAGUU